Molecule: messenger RNA, 1104 nt
Organism: Phytophthora infestans T30-4
Lineage: Eukaryota; Oomycota; Peronosporomycetes; Peronosporales; Peronosporaceae
Exons: 3
Coding region: 580-1104 (174 amino acids)
Source: RefSeq, a predicted model, not a curated record
CAACACUACGACUUCGUAUUAGCAGCAGCUCAAGUUUUAAUCCGGCCCAGUAUGGCAGUCAACGCCGCUGUUGGGUCUAACGACGCCGCCGACAGCAACGCGGAUUCUAUCGCGCUGAGCGAUAUAGACUUUUCUGAUGUGGACCUCGACCAUGCGGUGGAAAGUUCGAAUGAUUCCGCCUUCGAGCUCGAAGAUGAAGUAGAAGGAAUAUCGACGACUGCAAACGAAGAAGUGGCUUCGCAGCGACCAUACAGACGUGAAGCCACCUUCGACUCGUUUUCGGCAGCAUACAGGGCGAUGGUCGACAGAAGCAAUGAUGUCUAUACCUACGAAACUCGAUACGAGAGCGAUCGACUACUGACUAGGGUAUAUCGUUGCCGUUCGCACAUUAAUUGUGGGGUUCGCUUCAAAAUCAAAACUGCGGCUGAACCCGAAGCCCCAACACAGUAUUAUCUCGAACGAACCGGAAGUCACGGAUCACAGCCAGCUACGGUCACCCGUCGAGGAAUUCACCCCCAACUUCUAGACGAAGUGGACGCGUUGCUGGACAUGGGUUGGGGAGCUAAGCAGCUCCGAUCUAUGCUAAAUCAUCGAUACCACGACGAACCAAGAUCCCCUCGCAUGGUACCGAGCUGCAAACAGCUUGAGAAUCGCAAAGCAUUUCUUGUUCGUAGCUCCGCUAAUGGUUGGGAUAUCUCAAACCAUGUAACUUUUACUGCCUGGGCAAGUCAGAGAGUGUGUGAUACUCGUGAAAAGUUCAUGGCCGUAGACGACCCGAACGAUAGACGGAUGGAUGAAAUGAUAGUGCUUGACACAUUCAUCUUCGAUGGUCAAGCUCCUGAUGAGGGUACUUCAUUUGUAAGAGAUCAAGGUGAUUCUCUCGUCUGUGCAACUGAUGGAACUUAUAAACUACACUUUGGAGGGUGGACUGUGGUUGACUGUGGCUCCGUCGGAUUAACGUGGUCCAAAGGCAAGUACGUUCACAGGUUUAUUCCGUGGGUGUAUAUGUUCGUCAGGACGGACUCUGUCGUUUCUAGGAGUGGAAGUACAAGUUGCCUUUGGAAGUCUCGACCAUUUAGAAGCUAUUGCGUCUGCUUUUUGUGA